Coturnix japonica (Japanese quail) is the source of this 4148-nucleotide messenger RNA. It is a transcript of the gene PRICKLE1, whose product is annotated as prickle planar cell polarity protein 1. Gene Ontology annotation, molecular function: zinc ion binding. NCBI's taxonomy places the organism in Eukaryota, Metazoa, Chordata, Aves, Galliformes, Phasianidae. The record is from RefSeq and is a predicted model, not a curated record.
GCCCCAUUAGGGCGGGGAGCGGGCGCGGGGCUCGGCCACUCGCGGAGGGCGCUGCUGGGUUCCCGGCUGGUCUGCAGCCGCUCCGCAUCUCGUGGCACAGUCGGAGCCCGCCUCGCUACUGUCAAUGCGCGUUGCCCCGGCCCCCACCCGGCAGCGCGUCGCCGCGGCUCGGAGAUCGACUGCUUGAUGAACUGCAGCUGAAACAUUGAUCGCUUCACACUUGUGCCCCUGGAGAUGGAGCCCAAAGCCAACAAUCUUGUCUUUGCGUGUCAGCGAAGCUCAACAUCAGAUGACGACUCUGGCUGUGCCCUGGAAGAAUAUGCCUGGGUCCCGCCGGGCCUCAGGCCAGAGCAGGUACAGCUGUAUUUUGCCUGCCUGCCAGAGGAGAAGGUCCCUUAUGUUAACAGCCCUGGAGAGAAGCACAGGAUUAAACAACUUCUCUAUCAGCUGCCGCCCCAUGAUAAUGAGGUGAGAUACUGCCAGUCAUUAAGCGAAGAAGAAAAGAAAGAACUGCAGAUGUUUAGUUCUCAGCGCAAAAAGGAGGCACUCGGACGAGGCACUAUUAAACUCCUCUCGAGAGCAGUGAUGCACGCAGUCUGUGAACAGUGUGGUACAAAAAUAAACGGCGGUGAAAUUGCAGUUUUUGCCUCGAGAGCUGGUCCUGGUGUAUGCUGGCAUCCAUCAUGCUUUGUAUGCUUCACGUGUAAUGAGCUCCUUGUUGACCUCAUCUACUUCUACCAAGAUGGAAAGAUUCACUGUGGCAGACACCAUGCUGAACUACUUAAGCCUCGAUGCUCAGCCUGUGAUGAGAUAAUUUUUGCUGAUGAGUGUACAGAAGCUGAAGGUCGCCACUGGCACAUGAAGCACUUCUGCUGCCUCGAGUGUGAAACUGUCCUGGGUGGGCAGAGAUACAUCAUGAAGGAUGGGCGCCCGUUCUGCUGUAGCUGUUUUGAAUCGCUUUAUGCAGAGUACUGCGAGACCUGUGGGGAGCACAUUGGUGUUGACCAUGCUCAGAUGACCUAUGAUGGACAGCACUGGCACGCUACAGAGACGUGCUUUUCUUGUGCUCAAUGCAAGACCUCUUUGCUUGGCUGCCCUUUCCUUCCAAAGCAAGGGCAGAUCUACUGUUCAAAAACCUGCAGCUUGGGCGAGGACGUUCAUGCCUCCGAUUCCUCGGAUUCAGCAUUUCAGUCUGCUCGAUCGAGAGAUUCCAGGAGGAGCAUUCGCAUGGGAAAAAGCAGCCGCUCAGCUGACCAGUGCCGCCAGUCUCUCCUCCUGUCACCAGCCCUCAAUUAUAAAUUUCCUGGUCUUUCAGACAAUGCUGAUGAUACGCUUUCUCGUAAGCUGGAUGACUUAAGCCUUUCAAGGCAAGAGGCAAGCUUUGUUAACGAAGACUUCUGGAAAGGAAGAGUGGAGCAAGAAAUGCCUGAAGACCCUGAAGAAUGGGCUGAACAUGAAGACUACAUGACUCAACUUCUUCUGAAGUUCGGUGAUAAAAGCCUCUUCCAGCAACCUGCUGAAGUAGAGAUCAGAUCAAGUGAACACUGGAUUUCUGAUAGCAUGGUCCAGAGCAAGUUGGACUUGAAAAAAAAUAACCCGAGCCUGGCAAGUAAGAAAUAUCAAUCAGACAUGUACUGGGCCCAAUCACAAGAUGGCUUGGGUGACUCUGCAUAUGGCAGCCAUCCAGGCCCUGCCAGCAGCAGAAAAAUCCAGGAGCUGGACAUGGAACAUGGGGCAUCGGGAUACAAACACGACCAAACGCCGUGGUACGGAGGUUCACUUGAAUGUUUGUCUGAUCUGAAGCAGCAAGAACAAAGUGUUCGGGAUUCAAUGGAUUCUUUGGCUUUGUCUAAUAUAACAGGGGCUUCAAUGGAUGGAGAAAGCAAGCCACGGCCAUCUCUCUAUUCUUUGCAAACUUUCCAAGAACUGGAGGUAGAGGACUGUGAGAAGAUGAGCAACAUGGGAACUCUGAAUUCUUCAAUGCUCCAUCGGAGCACAGAGUCCUUGAAGAGUCUGAGCUCAGAGCUGUGCCAGGAAAAAGCAUUGCCAGAGGAAAAGCCAGCACAUAUGCCUGUACUGAGAAGAUCUAAAUCCCAGUCUAGACCACAGCAAGUCAAGUUUUCAGAUGAUGUUAUCGAUAACGGCAGUUACGAGAAUGUUGAAGUUCGCCAGCCUCCAAUGAGUGAACGGACUCGUAGGCGCGUUUAUCAUUUUGAAGAACGUGGGAGCCGACCUUCUCAUCAUCGCAGAAGAAGUAGGAAAUCUCGUUCAGAUAAUGCACUUAAUUUGGCCACAGAAAGAAGAUACUCUCCAAAAGAGAGGUUUCGUUAUUACUCACCUCAGGAUCAUGAAAAAUUUAUUCCAAAUAAAAGCUCACGUGAGUUUCGGGCCUACAUUCAAAAUGCGGAGCUGUAUGGCCGGUAUGCUCACACCAGCUCUGAUUAUGCACUGAGGAAUCAGGCGGUUGAUAAAUUUUUUGGAUUAUACGGUGAGGAAGAUGACUCCUGGUGCUCAACUUCAUCCUCAUCAUCGGAUUCUGAAGAGGAAGGGUAUUUCCUAGGACAGCCAAUUCCACAGCCACGGUCACUGAGAUAUCCGUACUACACAGAUGACCUUUCUGGUCCAACUACUGCAUUAUCUAGUUCUCAGUUUGGACAAAGGACAACCAAAUCAAAGAAGAAGAAGAGGGGACACAAAGGGAAAAACUGCAUUAUUUCUUAACUUGUUUUAACAGUUUGGGAAGACCAGUCAACUUUAGCUACAGUUUGAACCACGUCUUUUUAUAUUAAUAAUCAUACUUAGGCAAGUUGCUAAGGUUCUUAAUGCUUUGCCAGUUUAAUUGAUAACGCAUUCAGAGUUUACAUUGUGAGAGUAAAGUAACAUUGGGAAACGUCACUGCCAAAUGACGAUGUGUUCAGAUUGCGCUAGGUUUACAUACGGUGUUUCAGCUGUCAAAAUACUGUUACUGCGUUCUCGAUAAAGACUUUUUGUAGACAUUAUAUUAAGCUCUCUAUUCACCUACAUUCAGUUACCCGAGAGAGAGGAUUCAAUGGAGAUCAAUAGAUAAAACCAUCAGUCCUGUACUGUAGCCGUACACACCCACACAGGGUGAUACUCAACUUCUUCUCUCCAUCAAACAGAUGGCUACAGACAGUGCCCUCUCCUCACUGAUAAAACUCAUUCUUCCUCCUUGACGUUUCCCUACAAAAACUGGAAUUAUUAUUAUUCUUUAACUUCAGAAGGAGCUGCUUUUCCAUAGAUCCCCCUGUUAAGGUGUUAAAAAUCAGACUGUGAGAGCUGAAAUGCUUGAGGCCUCGAUACACCCUAAAGCAGCAGAUGGUUUACACAUUUAACUUCCAUGUUUUUCCUUCCAGUUUUUGUUGUUUUUUAAAAUGACUACAUCCUGUGUAAAGCUUUUUUGGUGCCUGUUAAAAGGAAGAGAUUAAUUCAGCUGUUGGAAUUGGACUUGACUACCAGAGAGCAAUGACGGCUUUUAUGUCAUUUCCUCCGCAACAAAGCACUGAAAGAGAAAGGUACAAAUGGUGGAAUCCUUUGCUCAGGCACGUAACCCCAUUUAAGUCAAUGAAUCUACUUACAUAACAAACAGUUUCAUAAGGGCUUAAAGGAUUGGGCUCCAAAAUUGUGUCUUUUCAGAUGCAUUAUCCAGGUUUUAAAAUGUAUUAGUUACGAUUCUGAAUCCAAAAAAUUGCUAUUUAUAACGUAGUAUUUCAUAGGCUUAAAUGUAUUCAUAAUUUAACAGUGCAAAUACUGAUGUACAUAUUGUACAGUUAAGAUUUUUAAAAGCUGAAUAUUUUUAUAUCCCUGAAUUUGAAGAAGUUUGUUACGAUAUCAAAGUAGAUUUGUUAGGGGUUUAACAGCAGCAUUAUGGACGAAAUAGUGCUUGUAUUUUAGUCAGGGAGUUUAAAAAUAUUGAAAAACGUUUAGUGCAAAACAGCUUAAUUUUGUCUAGUAGGUAUUAAAAGCUCUGUAUGCAUGGUGGGGCUCUGUAAAUACUGUCCGAACUAUGGCCCUCUUAAUCUUGCAAGUGUUAUUUAUGGGUCAAGCAAAAUGUAAACUAUAUAAAUGUAAAAACCACACAAGCCUGGAAUAUAUCCAUACAACAAAUACACAACUCCUGUGGAUGUGGA